Molecule: messenger RNA, 3435 nt
Organism: Triplophysa rosa
Lineage: Eukaryota; Metazoa; Chordata; Actinopteri; Cypriniformes; Nemacheilidae
Gene: slc12a4
Product: solute carrier family 12 member 4
Exons: 24
Coding region: 137-3412 (1091 amino acids)
Biological process (GO): potassium ion import across plasma membrane; cell volume homeostasis; potassium ion homeostasis
Cellular component (GO): membrane
Molecular function (GO): potassium:chloride symporter activity
Source: RefSeq, a predicted model, not a curated record
CUUGAGAGGAAGUGAGGGAAGACUAGAGGAAUGUGUUGGAGAUUUGAGGGAGAGUUCAGCUGGGAACGUGCUAUCUGCCAAAAGAAGAGAAAGAGUAUACAAAAAGGCAAAAUACUCAAACUAAACGAAUGAAAACAUGCCACAUUUUACUGUGGUACCAGUGCAGGAUAACUCACCGUCCAACUAUGACAGUCUGGAGGGAAUAAACUGGGUGGAUUACAGAGACACAGGACAGGGAGGAUACCCGGGACAUGGAGACACAGUCAGUUCGGAUGGUCAUGGAGCUCACAAAGAAGACAGUCCCUUCCUCAGCAGUUCAGACUCAGCAUCUAAACGAAAUGACUACUAUGACAAAAACCUGGCCUUGUUUGAGGAAGAGUUGGACAUCCGGCCAAAAGUCUCUUCUCUCCUUAGCCGACUGGUCAGUUACACAAACGUUACUCAGGGUGUCAAAGAACACGAGGAGGCAGAGAGUGCAGAUGCAUCUACAAGAAAACUCCCUCAAUCUCCAAAUAUGGGCACACUGAUGGGAGUGUACCUGCCAUGUCUGCAGAACAUAUUUGGUGUGAUUCUCUUUCUGCGCCUCACCUGGAUAGUGGGAACAGCAGGUGUCGCCCAAUCCCUUCUCAUCGUUCUCAUGUGCUGCUCGUGUACAAUGUUAACUGCAAUAUCGAUGAGUGCCAUAGCCACCAAUGGUGUAGUCCCAGCUGGUGGAGCGUAUUUCAUGAUAUCUCGCUCUCUGGGCCCUGAGUUUGGUGGUGCAGUUGGUCUUUGUUUUUAUUUGGGCACAACCUUUGCAGCUGCCAUGUACAUACUGGGAGCAAUUGAAAUAUUUCUGAAAUAUCUGAUUCCUCAAGCUGCCAUAUUCCAUCCCCCAGGGGGCAGUGCAAUGCUGAAUAAUAUGCGGGUGUAUGGCACAAUUUGUUUGAGCCUCAUGGCUGUGGUUGUUUUUGUGGGGGUCAAGUAUGUCAACAAGUUUGCCUCUCUCUUCCUGGCCUGUGUCAUAAUCUCCAUCGUUUCCAUCUAUGCCGGAGCUGUAAAAUCUAUCUUCUACCCUCCUGACUUUUCGGUCUGCAUGCUAGGAAACCGGACUUUGGUUCGGCAUCACUUUGAUGUUUGUGCCAAGACAGUGGUUGUUGGUAAUGACACUGUUCCCAGCAACCUGUGGAAGAAUUUCUGCAGCUCUGAAAACUCCAGCACAGUUCACUGUGAUGAAUACUUUCUGCAGAACAAUGUUACAGAGAUACAUGGCAUUCCUGGGUUGUCCAGUGGCAUCAUCACAGACAACAUGUGGGGGGAAUACAUGGAGAAAGGACAGAUUCUAGAGAAAGCGAGUCUUUCCUCUGUUGAUGUCCAUGGCUCCAUGGAGAGUGUUGGCUUCUAUGUGACUGCUGACAUUGCCACUUCCUUUACACUCCUAGUGGGAAUAUUUUUUCCUUCUGCUACAGGCAUUAUGGCUGGAUCGAACAGAUCUGGAGAUCUAAGAGAUGCCCAGAAAUCUAUACCUAUAGGGACAAUUCUGGCCAUUACAACCACCUCUCUUGUCUAUUUCAGCUCUGUGGUUUUGUUUGGGGCCUGCAUUGAGGGUGUGGUGCUCAGAGAUAAAUUUGGAGAAGCAGUCAGUAAAAACAUGGUAGUUGGUACACUGUCUUGGCCCUCUCCAUGGGUCAUUGUGAUUGGCUCCUUCUUCUCCACAGUGGGUGCAGGACUUCAGUCCCUGACAGGAGCCCCCCGCCUUCUGCAAGCCAUUGCUAAGGAUAACAUCAUUCCUUUCCUUAGAGUGUUUGGACAUGGUAAAGCUAACGGAGAGCCAACAUGGGCUCUGUUACUGACAGGACUCAUAGCAGAACUCGGCAUCCUCAUUGCUUCACUCGAUAUGGUUGCUCCUAUUCUCUCCAUGUUUUUCCUGAUGUGUUAUCUUUUUGUAAAUUUGGCGUGCGCAGUACAAACUCUUUUAAGAACACCAAACUGGAGGCCAAGGUUUAAAUACUAUCACUGGGCUCUGUCUUUUCUGGGCAUGAGUACGUGUUUAUCACUUAUGUUCAUCUCCUCAUGGUACUAUGCCAUUGUGGCCAUGGGCAUUGCUGGUAUGAUCUACAAGUACAUUGAAUAUCAGGGAGCAGAGAAGGAGUGGGGAGAUGGGAUCCGUGGGUUGUCUCUUAGUGCGGCACGCUAUGCUCUCCUCCGCCUGGAAGCUGGGCCACCCCACACUAAAAACUGGAGGCCACAGCUGCUGGUUCUGCUGAAGUUGGAUGAAGAUCUGCAUGUCAAGUAUCCCAGAAUGCUUACCUUUGCCUCACAGUUAAAAGCAGGAAAAGGCCUAACCAUUGUAGGAUCUGUAAUUCAGGGAAACUACCUGGAAUGUUAUGGAGAAACACAGGCAUCGGAACAUGCAAUAAAGAACAUGAUGGAAAUCGAGCGAGUUAAGGGCUUCUGUCAGGUUGUGGUUGCCUCAAAAGUGAGAGAGGGGAUUGCACACCUGAUCCAGUCCUGUGGUCUGGGAGGCAUGAAGCACAACACGGUGGUCAUGGGUUGGCCAUAUGGCUGGAGACAAAGUGAAGACCCUCGCGCUUGGAAAACCUUUAUCAAUACAGUACGCUGUACUACAGCUGCCCACCUGGCUCUAAUGGUCCCAAAGAAUGUGUCAUUCUAUCCCAGCAACCACGAGCGCUUCACCGAUGGAUACAUUGACGUUUGGUGGAUUGUCCAUGAUGGUGGCAUGCUUAUGCUCCUGCCUUUCCUUCUCAAACAACAUAAGGUUUGGCGUAAGUGUAAGAUGCGUAUCUUCACUGUGGCCCAAAUGGACGAUAACAGCAUUCAGAUGAAGAAGGACCUGGCAACCUUUCUGUACCAGCUCAGAUUGGAAGCAGAGGUGGAGGUGGUUGAGAUGCAUGACAGUGACAUCUCAGCGUAUACGUAUGAGCGGACACUGAUGAUGGAACAGAGGUCACAGAUGCUAAAACAAAUGAGACUGUCCAGUGCAGAAAGAGACAGAGAGGCCCAGCUAGUAAAGGACAGACACUCAUUAGUAAGAAUGGGCAGUCUGUACUCAGAUGAGGAGGAAGAAACCAUUGAAGUACUGCCAGAGAAGAACCUUAUGACUUGGACCUUUGACAAGGUAGAAGCAGAGAGACGAAACAGAAACAAUGCACCAGAAAACUUCAGAGAGCUAAUCAGCAUCAAACCUGAUCAGUCGAAUGUUCGGAGGAUGCACACAGCUGUCAAGCUCAAUGAGGUCAUUGUUAAUAGAUCCCAUGAUGCCAGACUGGUGCUGCUAAACAUGCCAGGUCCUCCACGCAAUCAAGAGGGAGAUGAAAACUAUAUGGAAUUUCUUGAGGUGUUGACAGAGGGUCUUGAAAGAGUGCUGCUUGUAAGAGGAGGAGGUCGGGAGGUCAUCACCAUCUAUUCCUGAAAGGCCAAAGAUUAAUACUUGUG